AUGGAGCUUAUUGACAAAACGGUCGAGCUGCGUGGCAGUCAAGUGCUCAAUAUGCACUCGUACCAUUCGAUCAUUUGGCGGCGACGUAUCAUGGCGUUUGCCACACUUCUUGCAUGGGUGAGUUGCGCUUAUUCCAAACAAAAACGACAAUUGUUACGUCUUCUACUUCGUAGUUUAGUUUAGCAUGCUCAUUUGUCAUGCGUGCAUUCAACAUACAGUUUGAAUUAAAGAAUGUGAUGGGACAAGGAAGAAACUUGCAUUCUUAAUGUGAUUAAAAGUGUCUUUUAGAUUGGAGUCCUACUGCUGAUUGCCGCUUUGUCGACGACGAGCUGGGCCACAAUUGACUUCGUUAACACUGACUAUCAUCCGAUUCAUGUCGACCUUGGAGUCUGGGGAGAGUAUCGCACUGUGAACAAUUUCAAGCAAACCACGGGUCAGUCAUAAAACGGCGUCUCAUCAGCAUAGAAUUCUUAUUAUUAUAAUUUCAGUCGAAUGGAUUCCUCAUUUCCCGGCACCGCCCGAAAACAUUCUGCGUCUCGCGGACACUCAUCUCAAACGUACGUGUCUCUGUCUAUAUUCCUUGUCCUCCCUGUCAAUUAUUAUUUAUUAAUGCUGAAUGACGAAGUAGUAAAGCGAAAAUGCAUGCACUUUUCUUUCCGGGGGGACCAAUCCGUGUCUUUCAGAUUACUACCGCUCGCAGGCGUUCAUGGGUUGUUUUGGAGCGGUGAUCCUCCUCUGCACUAAUUUCCUGGCUGUUUACACGUUCUACCAUCACCGGUACAUGUACAAGAGAGCCGUUGCCGCCCUUUAUCUUUUAGUCGGUGAGUAGAUCCCCUACGAAAGUUGAUGAAUUGUAGUGUUCAUCAUCAUCUUGUCAGAGCUGUCCGUCAUGUGCUCGAUUCUUUUUUUAAAGUUUAAAAGACACUUUUGUCUUUUUCUCACGGCGCACGCAUAUAAAAAUGUGUCGUGAAACUCGAUAGACAGGGUGUAAGAGGUGUAAACUGAAAUGAACUUAAGUUGAGUUUAAUGAGCAGUUGUCCGUGACUUUUGCUCGCACGUAUACCUUACGCACAAAGCACAAUCUUUCGGGAAUACGAGUAACGUUCAUUCGGACUUUAACUAUGUUACACUUCCGUAAUCUCAAACACAUUACUCAAAAGAAGAAAGACGGAGAAAAAACUCCGACGGAGAAUUCUCAUGGGAAUACAUACUUGUCAAAUGUUGAUUAGUGAAGGAAAACAACAAUAUUUCAUGGUUCCACAUUUCAGUGAUGUGCAUCUUUGCCACGAUCGAGGUUCUUUCGAGAAGCAUUGAUGAAUGGAACACAGCUGUUGCAAAGGUAGCUGAAAGCUCGAUAAUAAACAAGAAAAACGAUUGGAUUGCAGAACGGAGAGUUCGAUUACGAAGCUGGAAAGAAAAUGGGAUUCUCGACGCGUCUUGCCCAAGGAGCGAUUGCGACCAGCUUCAUCGCUUUCCUCGCCUUCGCCCUUGGAUCGCACAAGCAAAAAGGAGAGAAUGCGGCGACUGCCGAACUGGAGAUCGAGGACCGUGAAUACCAUAUGGGACGAUGA
Molecule: messenger RNA, 1571 nt
Organism: Caenorhabditis sp. 36 PRJEB53466
Lineage: Eukaryota; Metazoa; Nematoda; Chromadorea; Rhabditida; Rhabditidae
Source: the annotation of a GenBank genome assembly